ACUUGGCUGAAAUUGAUAGUUACCAAGUUCUGCAUCAUGUCCUUCGUACUAUAUGGGAUGGAAAUUUCAUGUCUCCUAUUAUGCAUAGUUUAAAAUCUGAUAAUGGUGCAAAUGUUUUAGAUAUAUGUGAUAUAACGCUGGACGGUGAUAAUCUAGGUCCUGCAACUUUGAAUUUUUGCGAAGACAACAAACAUCUUGACCCAGAGAUAACAUAUCAUCUACCAACAAUAUUAAGUUCUACGCCAACCCUUUCUUCUGAAGUACAUUAUGAAUUAAGAACGAUUCCUUGUGGGUCAUGGGGUGGAAAAGUUGGUGAACAUCAUGAACAGGCUGUAAAAGAUCUCGUUACAAAGUGUUAUAAUGAAUAUUUGUCACCUAAAGCUGCUAUCAAAGUGGUAGAACAAAUCUUACACGAACUUAAGGAUUAUCGAACUAAAUCUUAUUGUCAUAGGAUUUAUGUACAAAAAAUGAAUUGUAAAUAA
Molecule: messenger RNA, 482 nt
Organism: Racocetra fulgida
Lineage: Eukaryota; Fungi; Glomeromycota; Glomeromycetes; Diversisporales; Gigasporaceae
Source: the annotation of a GenBank genome assembly